UCCUUACAUAACUGAAACGACGAAAGUCACAACUCUCUGCGGAGCGGACGAGGAUAGCAGGCCUUCGAACUGCAGACAGCCGGCGGGAAAGAAUUUCAAGCGUGAGAAACGUUUUAGAUACAAUGGCUAUGGUGGACGAGCCACUUUAUCCGAUCGCUGUUCUGAUAGAUGAGUUGAAAAAUGCUGACAUCCAGCUGCGGUUGAACUCAAUUCGUCGGCUAUCCACAAUUGCACGUGCACUGGGGGAGGAGCGAACCCGAAAUGAAUUGAUCCCAUUUCUUAGUGAGAACAAUGAUGAUGAUGAUGAGGUGCUUCUUGCAAUGACAGAAGAAUUGGGAGUGUUCAUUCCUUAUGUUGGGGGACUGGAGCAUGCCUGUGUUUUGCUACCACCUUUGGAAACUCUUUGCACUGUGGAGGAAACCCGUGUGAGGGAUAAAGCCGUGGAGUCUUUGUGUAGAAUUGGUUCUCAAAUGAAGGAAAAUGAUUUGAUUAACUGGUUUAUUCCUUUGGUGAAGAGACUGGCAUCUGGUGAAUGGUUUACCGCUCGAGUUUCUGCAUGUGGACUGUUUCAUAUUGCUUACCCAAGUGCCCCAGAGAUGUCAAAGAUGGAGUUGCGGGCAAUAUACAGUCAAUUGAGUCAAGAUGACAUGCCCAUGGUGAGGAGAUCUGCUGCAUCAAGCCUGUGGAAGUUUUCUGCAACAGUUGAGCCUGUUCAUUUGAAGAAUGACAUCAUGACAAUAUUUGAAAAUCUUACACAGGAUGAUCAAGAUUCAGUCAGGUUAUUGGUUGUUGAGGGUUGUGCCACACUGGGCAAGUUAUUGGAGCCCCAGGAAUGCAUUGCACGUAUUCUCCCUGUUAUUAUCAGCUUUUCUCAGGACAGAUCUUGGCGUGUUCGCUACAUGGUUGCAGAUCAAUUAUAUGAGCUUUGUCAUGCUGUAGGGCCUGAACCUACCAGAACGGACUUGGUUCCCGCUUAUAUGCGGUUACUUCGAGAUAAUGAGGCUGAAGUACGAAUAGCAGCUGCUGGCAAAGUAACUAAAUUCUGUCAGAUCUUAAAUCCAGAACUUGCAAUUCAUCAUAUUCUUCCCUGUGUAAAGGAAUUGUCAUUAGAUUCGUCCCAGCAUGUCCGCUCUGCCUUGGCUUCAGUUUUAAUGGGAAUGGCUCCCGUCUUAGGAAAGGAUGCAACAAUUGAUCAACUUCUUCCAAUUUUUCUUUCUCUUUUGAAGGAUGACUUUCCUGAUGUACGACUAAAUAUCAUUAGCAAGCUUGAUCAAAUAAAUCAGGUUAUUGGAACUGAUCUAUUGUCCCAAUCCCUAUUACCGGCCAUUGUUGAGCUUGCAGAGGAUAGACAUUGGAGGGUUCGACUUGCAAUAAUAGAGUAUAUUCCUUUGUUGGCAAGUCAGUUGGGUAUAAAGUUUUUCGAUGAUGAGCUUGGUGCUCUUUGCAUGCAGUGGCUACAGGAUAAGGUUUACUCCAUUCGUGAUGCUGCUGCUAACAACUUAAAGCGCCUUGCAGAAGAAUUUGGUCCUGACUGGGCAAUGCAGCACUUAAUUCCACAGGUCUUGGAGAUGAUUAACAAUUCACACUAUUUGUAUCGGAUGACUGUUCUACGGGCAAUUUCCCUACUUGCCCCUGCCAUGGGCGCAGAAAUUACUUAUUCGAAACUGUUGCCGGUGGUCAUCAGUGCAUCCAAUGACAGGGUGCCCAAUGUCAAAUUCAAUGUUGCCAAGGUGCUGCAGUCCCUGAUUCCUAUAGUUGAUCAUUCUGUGGUGGAAAAGACGAUCCGACCAUGUUUGGUUGAGCUUAGUGAGGACCCAGAUGUAGAUGUCCGCUUUUCUGCCAACCAAGCAAUCCAUGUGAUUGAUCACGUCAUAAUGUCUAGCUAGAAAGGAUUCUUAUAUAGUUGGAACCAAACCGAACCGAACCGAACCUCCCUUUGGAUUGGAGGUUCAUUUGCCAGAGGCUUCCGUUACUCCACAUCAUAUUACUUGUAUCUUCUUGGGCCAUUCCUGGCUACUAAGGACUGCUUUAGUGUUUAUGAAACAUCUGCAAGAUCGCUUGAUUGCCACUUUUUUUGUGUAUCUUUUAAUCGUUUAUUCCUUUUUCAUGAGAAAUGUGAAGGGUUGUGAGCCACGGAAAGCUAAAGUUGAUUUUAUAAAUCUCCUCCUCUGACUAUUUGCAGGCA
Vitis riparia (riverbank grape) is the source of this 2185-nucleotide messenger RNA. Its product is annotated as serine/threonine-protein phosphatase 2A 65 kDa regulatory subunit A beta isoform-like. Gene Ontology annotation, molecular function: protein phosphatase regulator activity; protein binding. Lineage: Eukaryota; Viridiplantae; Streptophyta; Magnoliopsida; Vitales; Vitaceae. The record is from RefSeq and is a predicted model, not a curated record. The transcript is spliced from 13 exons. The coding region runs from base 123 to 1886 and encodes 587 amino acids. Gene Ontology annotation, biological process: protein dephosphorylation. Gene Ontology annotation, cellular component: protein phosphatase type 2A complex; cytoplasm.